Fusarium redolens is the source of this 1423-nucleotide messenger RNA. RefSeq lists its product as uncharacterized. The transcript has 4 exons. The coding region runs from base 190 to 1158 and encodes 322 amino acids. The record is from RefSeq and is a predicted model, not a curated record. NCBI's taxonomy places the organism in Eukaryota, Fungi, Ascomycota, Sordariomycetes, Hypocreales, Nectriaceae.
UGUAGGGUUUCUCCUGAUUUCUCUGGAAAAGCAGCGCGAUCCUGGCGACAAGACGCUUCUUGGACAUGUUUGUUCAUAAUCUCUUUCCCAACCAACUCGCCAGGUUUGCGACCGGGACAUUCCGCUGAUUUCCGCCGGGCAACGCCUCGUGUGCAGGUGGAAAUAUUGCUGUUGGGUAUUCUUUAGUUCAUGCAUCUUGCGACCCGCUCGUCUCCGUCACCUUUCGUACUGUCAGUAUCCAGAAUGGAUCACAAGAUCUUUCAAUAUGGGCUGAUCAAGGGCAUGCGGGGCUUUGCUUCUCUAAACAACGAUAAUGUCGCGUACCUUACACGCAACGGUACUAUCGGCUCUGUGCGAAACGACGACGGGCGGUUCCUCGCAGUGCUACAGUCGCAGCUGCGCCGUUUCGACAUCGAGAAACAGCAUAUCCAACACAUUUCAACGAAAAGUGGCUUUGAAGUCUACAUACAAUUCUCGAGCUGGCGACGUUUUGUCGAGUUAUCAUGGGAAGGAGACUCUUGCAGGGCAACGGCAGAGCUUCCAAAAGGACUAAAGAAUGUCAACGUUCAGCUUCGAAAGGGUACAACCGUCAUUACUCUUGGGACAACUUCACCAGAGCCUCUCACAUACGCGCUCGACGAUCGCGAUAUCUACACGAUUCUCUUCGACCCCGCGAUGUACGGAGGAUUCGUUGUUGUAUUCAGCGCUGAUGGCGAGCAUCAGAACGAUAUGCGGGCGAUUUCGAAGCCUCUGACAUACCGUGGUCUUUUGUGCUGCAAGAUUAACGAGGCUCACACUUUGCAGUCCGCAAGCUCAAGUGGACUGGUAUGCACGAUGAAAAUAAGUCCUGACCUCUUACGCAAUGACUCUCAACGAGCGGAUAAUGCCAUCGACAGAGAAACAUCAGCAGAAUUGCGUGUACCGAGCGACAGUAACGAUCGACAGAGCAGUCACCAUACCGAUGCACAUGGCGAACCGACGGACGAUACUAUAAGGACGUCUGCGCAAGUUUCACAACCGUCCAGUAUCGAAGAGAUGGAACAGCACAUAGAGGCGUGCUUGCGCGAGAAUCAGACAUCGCCAUAUGAGUUGGCCGAACUCUGUGAGAUGUUCCCUGGACACGCGCCCAUAACCUAUGUAGAAUGUGGUAUCGGGUGAGGGAAAGGCUGAAAAGAAAGAACCUGAACGCAUUGUCGUCCUUACGAGGAUCAGCGUUGUGCAAGACUAUACAACGAAUGGGGCAGAAGGUGGAUGAGACAUCUAUUUUCGUCAGACAGUAGACAAGCACCGACAAGAAACGUAAUUAAAAUCCAGCAAUUUGAUUCAUGUUGUAGAACAAAACUACUCAUUAUGAUUCUGGCGACUUUAUAUCGUGUUCACAGAAAGUAGAACUAUGAUUCCUUCUGGCAGUCAUGGGAACGGC